AUGGAAAAUGCGCUCGUUUCAAUCGUUAUGGAGAAACUUGGAAAGCCACUUGUUUCAAUGGCUAUGAAGAAACUUGAAAAAGAGGUGAGAUUAAUUGUUGGUGCCAAAGUAGAACUUACAAAGCUAUCUUCAACGUUCAAAUCCAUUCAAGCAGUUCUUAAUGAUGCAGAGAGAAAGCAAAUUACUGACAAAAGCGUGCGAGAUUGGUUAGAGAAGCUCAAAGAUGUGGCCUACGAUAUGGACGACGUGCUAGACGAGUUGAUUCUAUCAGCAGAAGAAACCGAACCAGGGACUGACGUCGGCAACCAUCCACGUUUUGGAAACCAGUUGUGGGCGUGCUUAUUUUCACUCUUUUCCUGCUGUGGUUUAGAAGAGUUGAUAAGGUUGGCCCAUGAAUCAAGGACAAAUGGCGACCAAACUGAUGAUGGUGGCAUCAGAGGUAGUGCGCUUGAUUUCCUGCCGACAUUUCUCAGUAAAGUCGAAUCACAGCGUGAUUUAGCUCAUCAGAUAAAAGAAAUAAAGGAGAGGUUAGAUCAGAUUGCAGAUGAAAAGAAUAAGUACGGUUUUAGGGAGAACAGUUCCGGUGGAGAAAAAAAGGAGAGGUUAAAUCAGACAAGUUUGCUCGUAGACAAAUCGAAGAUGUUUGGGAGGGAAGAAGACAUAAAUAUCUUAAUAAGCAAGUUGGUAAGCGGGAGCAGUUGUGAGGAGGAACGGAUUCAUGUCAUUUCGAUCGUAGGCAUUGGCGGUUUGGGGAAGACGACUCUUGCUCAAUUGAUCUGCAAUGAUGUGAAAGGGCUUACCAAAGCAAUUAUACAAGAUGCAGAACGGGAAAAUACUCCGCUUACUGAGCUAAACCCAUUGCAAAAUAAGCUUCUCGAGACAUUACAAGGAAAACGGUUCUUGCUUGUCCUUGAUGAUGUGUGGAACGAUAAUAGUGACAAGUGGGAUGAACUAUGGCUUUCCUUCCAAAGCGGUGCUCCUGGAAGUAAAAUUUUGGUCACCACCCGCAGCAAGAAGGUUGCAAAUACAUGCAUGCCGUCCGCUUGCAUGCAUGAAUUGAAAGCUUUAUCCGAUGAUGAUUGCUGGACACUGUUCAGUAGCAGAGCUUUCUCUGGGAGGAAAGUGGAAGACUGCCUGGAAAAGAUCGGAAGAGAGAUAGUCAAGAAGUGUAAAGGAGUGCCUCUUUCAGCAAAGGUAAUGGGAAGUGCGAUGCGUUCGAAGACGUCCACACAAGAUUGGCAGAAUAUCUUGGAAAGCCGAACAUGGGAAAUACCAGACAUCGCGAAUGGUAUCUUACCAGCUUUGUUGCUGAGCUAUUAUAAUCUGCCUCUCCAUUUGAAGCCGAGUUUUGCAUAUUGUUCAAUAUUUCCGAAAGAUCAUAAGAUGGAGAAGGAUAGAUUGGUUCAGUUGUGGUUAGCUCAGGGUUUCAUCAAGCCGCAGGGAAGAAGAGAGAUGGAAGCAAUUGGGGGAGAGUAA
Magnolia sinica is the source of this 1476-nucleotide messenger RNA. RefSeq names its product putative disease resistance protein RGA3. The record is from RefSeq and is a predicted model, not a curated record. Gene Ontology annotation, molecular function: ADP binding. The transcript is spliced from 2 exons. Gene Ontology annotation, biological process: defense response to other organism. Lineage: Eukaryota; Viridiplantae; Streptophyta; Magnoliopsida; Magnoliales; Magnoliaceae. Bases 1 to 1476 code for a protein of 491 amino acids.